Molecule: messenger RNA, 1649 nt
Organism: Syzygium oleosum
Lineage: Eukaryota; Viridiplantae; Streptophyta; Magnoliopsida; Myrtales; Myrtaceae
Exons: 10
Coding region: 249-1499 (416 amino acids)
Cellular component (GO): cytoplasm
Source: RefSeq, a predicted model, not a curated record
CUUAGAUCUCGAGAAAUGUAAAAUCUCAGCAUUCAGUUCUUGUUCAUCAUCAGGCCCAUUAUCGGUCGAGCUCGGCCGAGUCCAUCUGACUUCCUUCUUCUUCCUCCCUCUUAAACCCUCCGACAAGACAAGGGUUUAUCCACCUUGCUUCUUCACCCCCAAAACCUUCUCGCCGUCGCCGUCGCCGUCGCCGUCGCCACCGCGGGCGGCAACGACCGCCGCCGUAUUCCUCCGGCGAAGCUCCUUGAAUGGCGGCGCUCAGGUUCUUGAUAUCCAGGGCGGCAUCGGGCAGCAACCUCUAUCCCCAUCUCCGACCACGCUGCACCGACCCUUCUUCUCCCGCUUUCCAAUUCGUCCGAAGCCUCCACCCGCUCAUUUCUCGUCGCCGGGACGUUAGGAGCUUCGUCUCCGAGCCGGGCUACUGGAUCGAAGAAGCCGAGGCGGCCGCCCUCGGUCUCGACGACCGCGUGCCCGCCACGGUGAUCACCGGCUUCCUCGGCUCCGGGAAGACGACUCUGCUCAACCAUAUCCUGACUGCUCAACAUGGCAAGCGGAUUGCUGUCAUUGAAAAUGAGUUUGGUGAGGUGGAUAUUGAUGGUUCGUUGGUUGCAAGUCACGCUUCCGCGUCUGAGGAAAUUAUAAUGGUUAACAACGGGUGCUUAUGCUGUACUGUACGUGGAGACUUGGUGAAGAUGUUGCUGGAGUUGGUUAAGAAGAAAAGGGACAAAUUUGAUCAUAUUGUGAUUGAAACCACUGGCCUUGCUAAGCCAGGUCCUGUUAUUGACACAUUUUGUUCUGAUGAAUUGGUUUCAAGAUAUGUGAAAUUGGAUGGUGUUGUUACCUUGGUUGACUCCAAGCAUGCUAUGAAGCACUUAAAUGAAGUGAAACCGAGAUUUGUUGUGAAUGAAGCGGUCGAACAAAUUGCUUACGCUGACCGUAUUAUAAUAAACAAGAUUGACCUGGCAACUGAAGCUGAGCUGGAUAUAUUGACUAAAAGGAUCAAGCACAUCAAUGGGAUGGCACAAAUCAAGCUAGCUAAAAAUGGAUGUGUUGACAUGGAUUUUGUUUUGGGAGUGGGAGGUUAUGAUCUGGACAGAAUCGAUUCUGAAGUUCAUGGAGAGGGCUCAUCCUGUAAUGCUCAGCAACAUGGGCAUGAUAAUGCAGGAGAGCACAAAGGGCAUCAUCAUGAUCAUGUGCAUGAUUCUGCAGUUUCCAGCGUCAGUAUUGUUUCUGAGGGUACACUGGAUGUCGAUGAGGUUGAUGAUUGGUUAGACAGACUGAUUGAAGAAAAAGGGGAGGACUUGUACAGAAUGAAGGGUGUACUGUCUGUGACUGGUUGUGAGGAACGAUAUGUAUUCCAGGGGGUCCAUUCAACAUUGGAUGGCUGUCCGGGAAAAGUAUGGGGUCCUGAUGAGAAGAGAAUAAACAAGCUUGUCUUCAUUGGGAGGAACCUCGAUGAAACUACCCUACGAAAAGGCUUCAAGGGGUGUCUUGUAUGAGCCAACCAAUCAAAAUAGAAUGGAUGAAAGUGUCGGGUAUGUUGAUAUAUGUUAGAAACGGAUUAACUAUAACAUGAUGCCGAUAUGUAGGGAAGGACUAGGGAGGGCUUCCUAACAAAUGCAUAGUGAGAAUACUAUUGCAACGCCAAA